Plenodomus lingam JN3 is the source of this 708-nucleotide messenger RNA. The record is from RefSeq and is a predicted model, not a curated record. Lineage: Eukaryota; Fungi; Ascomycota; Dothideomycetes; Pleosporales; Leptosphaeriaceae.
AUGACCAUCUUCCUUUCGUAUCACGAGAUACAUCGCCAGCAAAUCCCAUGCGCUAACCUUGCCCCUUCCCUCCUCGCAGACAUAGAUACCCUGCUCGACGACCAGAGCCUCGCAGCUGCCCAAUCCGUCAUUGCGGCUGAGAUACGGAGCGCAGGCAUCGACACCUCGGAACUCCACCCUGCCCUGAUCCCAGCCGCAAAAUACACACCUACCUUUUCCGACUUUGUCGAGCGAGAGCACGCAAGACUCGAUGACGACCCCUCCUCCAAGAUGAGCGGCAUCGAUCUCAAGCGCUACGAGGACCUUGAUGCGCCCGACAACACCACACCCACAACCGACCAAGACCGCCCCGAGUUACUCGAGCAGUGGAACAAAGCCCUCAAGCAAGCCUACACAAGCUCGGAAUACGUCCAGGGCCGUCUGACCCAACUCGGGCUGCUGGAAAAGUUUGGUAAGAAUGCUUGGCUCGUCGGGAAUUCGCAGUUGGAGGAUGUGCUCAAGGGGAUCGAGGCCGAGUUGGCGCAGGUGCGGGAGUGGCAGGAGCAGGUCGAGGCGUAUCGAAGGAGUCAGCAGGAAGCUGUCCUUGGCGAGAUCAAGACGCUGGAGGAGACGUGGAAGAAGGGUGUGGGACGCGUCCUGGAGACCGAGGUUGCCGCCGAGGCUUUGAAACAGCAGAUUCUGGACAAGAGAAGGGCGGGUGCCGUUUAG